UAUUGAUUUUAAAUCUUAAACAUUUAUACGCGGUUGAAGAUGAAGAUUUUGUUCAGUGGAAUAUUUGAUGCAUUAAAGGAUAUUUUUCAUUCGAACGUUUUGAUAAGUACAAAUAUUUAUAGCUGGCGUGACUAAGUCUUUCAGAAAAGAACUAAGUAUUGAUAAAAGUUUCAGUUUGAGUUUUAAACAGGUUAAGAUCAAUAUUUUUCACAUGAUUUUAGCUAAUGUUACGAUGAACUAUCGAGGACUUAUCAGUCAAUAGUUAGUUUACGAUAAAUAAGAAGCUUAGUUAUAAAUAUUAAAUAGGAAAAAAAGUGAUGCGUGGAAAAAUUACGUGGCUGACGUAUCUGGUGAAAUAACGAUUUGAUCUCUAAAGCGUGGUAAUCACAGGUAGAAACAUCUGGUUUAAAUAUCGAACUUAUAAUUUAUCAACCGAAUGGGUCAUUUAUGUUUACAUUCAAGGUCUUAUUGACAAAGACUCUUGUUCAGGUUUAAUAUUGAGAGAGACAUGAUUUAGUGUCGAGGAAGGAAAAUUAAACAUUUAAAGAUACACUUCAAUACGCUAUCCAGGGCGUUUAUAUGAUAUUCUUCAUAAACUUAAAGGAGGGUAUUUAAAACUGAAACCAGAACUGUUUAAUUGAGUUACAUGGACGAUCAAUGUAGAAAUUCGGAGGAUAUUAAAACGUCAAUUCAUGAUACAAAUACAGCCGCAGUAAUGAAACUUAAAUUUUUGAAACAGAUGAGCUGAUUUUGAAAAUCAAUAUUUUCGUUCAAAUAAACAGUUGAUAAUUAAACAAAAAAAAUGAAUUUCUCCAAAUUUCGCCAGACUGGGGAAUUGUCGGAUAUAACAGUGGUUGUCGACGAUACGGAAUUCAAGCUUCAUAAAUUUCCACUCUACGCAAAAUCGGACUUUUUCUGUGCUUUGGCAAAGAGUCCGGGUACUGACUGCAAUCGCGUUGAGUUGAAAGAAUUUCCCGGAGGACCUGAGGCAUUCGCAGUCGUAGCGGACUUCUGUUACAACAUGAAAGUUGACUUGACGAAAGCCAAUGUUGUCCAUAUCCGGUGCGCAUCGGAAGUUCUACAGAUGACUGGUGCGGGGAAUUUAGCUGAGGUUUCAGAUAAGUUUUUGCAGGACACCAUCACUUCCGCGAAAAUGAGCCGCUCGACGUCCGCCAUUGCAUCUCUGUUGAUCUCGUGUAUGACUGCAUCAGCAGUCGCUGAGAAAGCUGAUAUCGUUGCUAUGUGUAGCGAUGCUCUAGUGGACUGUUGGUCGAAGCCUCCAACUAAAUUUAGUACACCUUCGAUGUCGAAAAAAUCAUCUGGAGACAAAACGGAGGAAAACAUUAGAAUUUUGCUUGGUCUACCAGUACCAUGGCUUAUUAAGCUUCUCUCUCUAACAAAGUCCAAAGGUGUUAAGAAUAAUGUUACAGCAGAGCUAGUUACAAAAUACCUUCACAACUACAUAGACAAGAUUGACAUUGAAGAAAAAGGACCUGAACAAAAGAAAGGUGAUACUGGUGACGCUAAAUCAAUGAAACUAGCCAGGUCCGCUCAUCAUGAUCUUGAUCUUGUGAAAGACACUAAAACAGGCCUUAAAUCUAAGAAAAAGAACGACUCCGGUAAAGUAGUAGACGCUAUCAUCAAUGAAAUACCAGAGGACGCAUUUACUGAAGAAAGCAUUACGACUGAUUGGAUUACAAAGGUGCUGAAGUUCGCAACUGCACACGGCUGUAAAUGCCGACCAACGCUGGUCAGAAUCGCGGGUGAGCGUCUUAACAGCCUAUCUGCCGACGACCUUUGUAUAAUAUCCCCUUCUGUCCUUAAGGACAUCGUAGCAGAGUCAUGCAACGGUGAUGCAACGCAAGGACAAAGGGCCUGUCAGCUUAUGGAGAAUUAUAUGAACGAAAUGGCUCGUAAAGGCGUGCUGACAGCGGAGACGUACAAAACGUUGGUGACCUCGGGCCCUCUAGACACAAGAAAGUCACACGACUCGCUGUACGGGAUCCUUGAAUAUGUGCUCACAGCAGAGAAGGACAAGCUUACACAGGAUCAACGAAAUGAACUCAUCGAAACAGUGGACUUCUCAUUGCUCGGCGAGGCGACGCUUAAACGGGCCUUUGAGACCCAAGUGGUUCCGGCAACCAUGGUGGCAAAAGGAGCACUAGCUCUUUGCUCUAAACUUAAAACUGAAUUGGAGUCAGCCAAGAACACUAUUUGCAAACAGGAAGACGAACUACAGCGCAUGCGCAGAGUGAAGACCGUCACACCGCAGAUGACGUCAUCACCAAAGAAAGAAGCGGAAUCGAACCAUUCAAGUUUUACAGAGCUACCAGUACGUGACACAAUCGGGAACGGAAGCACAAACCACGUGACGGAUGCAGUCAGUGACGCCCGUUCCGCCCUCAGUCCGUCCUCCCAAACUACAGAAGACGUCCUUAUGGCCGCGCGCAACAAGCUCGCUACGUCAGUAGCGGCUUACAACACCUUUCGACCUCUAUCCGCGGAUAGGGAAUCGGAAUUUUCUUACGACGACGACAUUUCCCUAGACUUUAAGUAUGACCGCCACGUGCGCUCUUAUGAUAACGCCCGAACUAAGAGUGCACGAGGAUCGUCUUUCAGGUCGUCUUAUCUCUACCCGCACCGGAUGUGAUUUAACCAGGAUUAUUUAAUCGUUGGUAUUAUUUCGUUAGACGUUUAAAAUGUGAUUUUAUGAUUAUUUUAUAUUGUAUUUAUUAUAAUUAUUACGUUAUUAGACUAAACAGAUUGUGUUAUUGUUAUUCUGAAAAACAACACCAUGCAAUGUUCAAAGCCAACCUUGAAUAGCCCCUGCCAUAGAAUAGAUUGCGGGUAAUUAUUUAAUUAUUUCUUUUGUUCUUUUUUUUCCUUCUGACUUUAAAUGUUACCUUCUAUCCAUAUUACUAAACAUGAAAUAUGUAUCGAUCUUGCAAAAAUGUUUCGAAAGUUUCGAAAUGUUGAACCUUUCUGUUGUAUUGGUGAUACUGGCAGUAGAUUGUGUGUUAUAUACAUAGCAAUAUAACUCCUAUGAUUUGAUAAAAAAAAUAUUUCAAAUGUUAAACAUCUAUGGUAAAGAUGUGACUUUUUAGAAAUUAAGGGAUGCAUGUUAAAUACGUGAUAUGUAUAGGGGUGUAUAAACAUUUUAAACAUGUGUUAAUCUUAGGCAAAAUGUUGAUUUCUCUUUCUUUGUGUUGAUAAGGUUAUAGAAUCAGUGUUACUAUUUUAGAUAUCUGUUUUAUAUUACCUCCUCUGUGAUAUAG
This is a messenger RNA of Mya arenaria, 3275 nucleotides long. RefSeq lists its product as uncharacterized. The record is from RefSeq and is a predicted model, not a curated record. Gene Ontology annotation, molecular function: protein binding. Lineage: Eukaryota; Metazoa; Mollusca; Bivalvia; Myida; Myidae. The transcript has 3 exons. The coding region runs from base 803 to 2650 and encodes 615 amino acids.